UCUCUCCUUUUUAUCAUCUCAACAUCGCGCCGUUUAUCUAAACGUGGUGCAAAAUUGACUCUAAUACUUCUGUUCAACUCCACUAUCUACCACUUAUCGCGCAAGCUACGCCUGCUAGAGCAAGCGUCUCAAAAUCAGACUUUUACGCCCCCCUUGCUGUUGCGAACCUUUCUUCGGUGACGCAACGACUGACACGCUCGAACUUGUUGGAUCUUUUGAGAGUCGCUAGUAUCGCCCAUAUUCAUCUAUUCUUCACCUAACACAAUGUCUGGAAAGUUGGACAAGUCUCUGGACGAGAUCCUCGUCAACCGCCGUCAGGGCGCUCGUCGCCGCAAUCGUCGCUCAACCCAGUCUAAGGCUGCCCCGGCCGCCGUUGGAGGAGUCAAGAAGAGCACGAGGGCUGCGAAGCCAGCCGGCAAGGUUGCCCAAGCUGGACACCCUAUGUCAACUGAAAGCAAAAUCAUGGUCAGCGGCUUGCCUUCCGAUGUGAAUGAGGCCAAUAUCAAGGAAUACUUCUCUAAAUCCGCAGGACCCGUCAAGCGAGUCAUGCUCACUUACAACCAAAAUGGCACUAGCCGCGGCAUCGCCUCGAUCGUCUUCAGCAAACCCGACACGGCUGCCAAAGCAGCCAAGGAUCUGAACGGACUCCUUGUUGAUGGACGUCCCAUGAAGAUUGAGGUUGUCGUUGAUGCCAACCAUGCCCCCGAAGUCCCCGCUGCCAAGCCCCUUGGUGAGCGUGUCGCACAAACCAAGUCCCAACCCAAGCCAGCCACUGCCAGCAAGGCUGCCGACAGCAGUCGUGGACGUGGCGGCCGUCGUGGUGGCCGCCGCGGACCCAAGCCUAACCGUCCCAAGCCCAAGACCGUGGAGGAGCUUGACGCUGAGAUGAUGGACUAUUUCUCCAACGAGAACGGCGGUCCUGCCGAGGGCAACGCCCCUACGACCGCGCCGGCUCCGCAAGCCGCCAACGGUGGCGAGGAUCUUGGAAUGGCUGAGAUUUCUUAAAUGUAUCGUGGUACCUUCAUUUCAAUUGCAGAGGCAGGUUACUUCUGCCAAGUCAGGUUGGCUUCUAGUCAGCUAGGGAUGCCAUCCGGACUUGAUCUUCGGAUUCGUGUUUCGGUUCUCUUUUUGCCCUUUUCACU
This is a messenger RNA of Aspergillus nomiae NRRL 13137, 1142 nucleotides long. RefSeq names its product putative RNA annealing protein Yra1. Gene Ontology annotation, molecular function: mRNA binding. Gene Ontology annotation, cellular component: nucleus. The record is from RefSeq and is a predicted model, not a curated record. Gene Ontology annotation, biological process: mRNA export from nucleus. The coding region runs from base 265 to 1005 and encodes 246 amino acids. Lineage: Eukaryota; Fungi; Ascomycota; Eurotiomycetes; Eurotiales; Aspergillaceae. The transcript is spliced from 6 exons.